This is a messenger RNA of Aspergillus pseudotamarii, 1398 nucleotides long. RefSeq lists its product as uncharacterized. The record is from RefSeq and is a predicted model, not a curated record. NCBI's taxonomy places the organism in Eukaryota, Fungi, Ascomycota, Eurotiomycetes, Eurotiales, Aspergillaceae. Bases 1 to 1398 code for a protein of 465 amino acids. Gene Ontology annotation, biological process: DNA-templated transcription; regulation of DNA-templated transcription. The transcript has a single exon. Gene Ontology annotation, molecular function: DNA-binding transcription factor activity, RNA polymerase II-specific; DNA binding; zinc ion binding.
AUGGAGGACCACCGUCGACACCGAGUACACAAGGCAUGCGACGCUUGCGGGCGAAGGAAAGUUCGCUGUAAUGGCGAGCAACGAUGCCAGCAAUGUGAGCACCUGGGCCUGGUUUGCACAUACACCGAUAAUCGACUCGCGCGAUCAAGGAAGCAUGCACUUCGUCGAGGAGAAGUUAUUUCGAAGCAUAAAAUUGAAACGCCGUCAAACCCACUUCUCGCUCCGGCUUUGUCACCAGUUUCAACCUCGUACUUUGAAAGCCUGGUCCCGGAAUACAUGCAUCUCGUAUACCCAUUCAACCCCAUCAUGACCGAGGACGAGUUGCACGAUGCAAUCAGCAAAAUGGAGUCUGACAGAGAGAGCGCAGCAUUUGUAUAUGCAUUUGCCGCCGCGACGAUUGACCUGGCACAAUCCAAUCAUCCCACGUCAAGCGCCUCGACCCACAUCACCCAGCUCAUCAACCAAGCCAUCGCAACCCAACCGCCAAUGUUGCUCGGAUUCCGCCCAUCCAUCCUGCGCACAAUGACCAACAUCUUCAUCCAAAUGUGCUUCAUGAGCCUUGGCCAAUACGACUUAGGGUUUGUCUAUUUGCGUGAGGCCAUCACCAUGAUCCACCUCCUGCGCAUCGAGGACAAGACUGUUCUCGGCAGUCUGCAUCUCACAGAACGAGCCCGGCGCCAACGCCUCUACUGGUUAUGCUUUAUCCAUGAACGAUUCAUUUCGAUCGUGCAUUUCUCUCCAGCAACCCUAUCCCCAAAUGUUUCCUUCCCGGAGGCUGACCCCAACCUACCCCCCGGUAUCUCCCAGGGCUGGACCCAGGUCAUCAAGACAUUCCUCAUUUUCGAGCCAACCUUCAUCAAUCUCUGGAUUGGGGACAGAAGCCAAGUCUCAGCGAAGUGGGUGGAGCAAAAAUACCGCGAGCUAGACGACGCCCGUUGGGAACUCGAAGUCUCGAUGUUAUCCGAGACGCAGCAAGCAGAUCUUGUCAUCACCAGACAAUGGAUGCGCACUCUGCUCUGGCAGAUGGCCAUGUCCAACUGGCUUUUGUCCUCUCAUCCUCUAUGUCCUUCAUUGUCCCUUGAACUCCCGCUCCGGCUCUCCGGUCAGCUGAGGCAAUUCCUGACUAAGAUCUCGCAAAAUACAAUCCGCGUGCACGGAUCCUCGAUCCUGACCAAGCUGGUGGAGAUCAUUAAUACUAUUGCUGAUGUGGUUAUUCAUCUUCCGCAGGCCACGCUGGAGCAGACGACUAGUCGUAUUGGAGACAUUGUGUUUAUGAAGCGCGUGGUGUUCUCGUUUCAUAAUUUGCAACAGGUGUCGAAGGAUAUUCUUACUGAGAAGUUUUGCUUGAUUAGCGAUCGAUUUCCAGGGAUUGAGGCUGCCUGUCAGUUGACUGUUUAG